This is a messenger RNA of Odocoileus virginianus texanus, 2202 nucleotides long. NCBI's taxonomy places the organism in Eukaryota, Metazoa, Chordata, Mammalia, Artiodactyla, Cervidae. The record is from RefSeq and is a predicted model, not a curated record.
CCUGGGCCCUGGUCUAGGUCUCCCUGGAAGCUCCUGGUAACAAACAGCCCCUCCCCUCUGGCUGCGUAUCCACGGCAACCCUGUAGAGCCUUUCUCUCCACAGGCCUGCUUGUACCUCAGGCCUCAGCACCACCAGCAACAUCAAGAAUGGCCCCCAAGUCUCGUCAGGAGGCUGAAGAUGCUGAGGAAGAGGCUCUCGCAUCCCUGGUGGACCGAGAACCAGUGAGUGGCCAUGUGGGGCCUCCAGCGGGUGCCACUGCAUACCCGGUGGCUCCCACACGCCCUCAGAACGCCAAGCCCAGCUCCACCAGGAUGGUCUCCUCCAUCAACCUGCAGUCGGCCUUGGAGUCCCUGGACCCCAACACCCUACGGCUGCUCUGGGGGCAGAGGGAGUUGGAGAUCCAGGCCCUGCGGUGGACCAUCCAGAAUCAGCGUGAAGCCCGGCACUGCCGUAUCCUGCAGAAGGUGGCUGGGCUUCCGGCUGAGAGGAGCUCGAGAAGUCAGGAAAAAUUCCUGCAAAACCAGGUCCAAAAGCUGACUUUGGAGUUGAAAGCGCAGAAGGAAAAGGCCCAACUGGAGAAGGAGCGCCUGGAGGAGCGGCUGCAGCAGACAGGAGACGCGCUGCAGCAGCUGGAGGCCGAGCUGCAGGCCUUCCAGAAGUCCUGCCUCCUGCAGCUGGCCCGCUCCUCCUGGGUGGGCCGCAUGCUGCGGUCUUCCACGGGCAGCGUGGAGGUAGUGACGGCAGAGACCCUGAUGGACCUCAGUGACUUCUCUGAGAACGAUCAGGCCCCCACUGCUGGGGAGGGUUUCCGGCUGGAGGAUGUGGACUGGAACAGCAUUGCCCACCGGUACCCUAACCUCUUCACCAACCUCGAGUCCAGCUCAGAUCAAAAGCACCCCCGGACCCCGCAGCUUCCAACAGCCUCACCGCCUGACCAGUGGAGCUCAGAGCUGUGCUGUAGGCACCAGGAGCACAAUCUCAAGAGUGUCGAGUGGAGCUCCCUGCCCUUGGUGGGCACCAGCAGCUCCGGGGGCGCUGACUCCGAGUCCAGCAACAGCCAGCUGGCGGUGCAUAAUCACGUGCAUAAAGUGACAGGGGCCCGUCCCCCAGUGCCUGGCCGCACUGCCAAGCAGGUGGAGGCACGGGCACAGAGCCUCUGCAGGGACAGUCAGGCAACAUUUGAAGGGCACUGCGGGCCGGGUCCGGCCUCACAGGAGAUGUCCUCGGUAGACCCUGGACCCUCCAAAUUGGGGUCCCCCUCCCAGGCAGUCUGCCUCUCCCUGCAUCUCCAGAAAACCCGCUCAGACAAGCAGGGCAAGAAUGGCCGGGAGCCUAAGUCUGGGGUGGAUUCCCAUCUCUGGACUUCCGGGCGCUGUCCAAGCCCCAGCCCCACGGGCACCUGCCUGAAGAUCGUGGCGGUUAGCCGCCGCCAGAGGUUCGUGCGCAUCCUCAACCAGUCGCUGGAGGAGACGGUGGACCUGGGUGGCUUCAUGCUGCAGCAGCUGGUGCUCGACUUCCCUGUGUGCAUGUACCGCUUCCCACCCAACACCCUGCUGGCUCCGCGGCACCACAUCACGGUGUGGGGCGAGGGGCCCUGUAGCACCAAGCGGCAGCAGCCCUCCUCCCUGGGCCAGGAGCCCGUCCACUCCUACUCCAGCCGAGGCUGUGCGACCCUCCUCCUGAACCCCCAAGGCGAGGUCCUCAGCGAGCACCAGUCCCCACACUACGUGACCCCAGUGUCCAGGAUCUUCGCAGACAACACCGACUUGUCCAUCGACUGUUUCUCGCUCUCAGAGGCCCGGCCCGGAGCUGCCCUUGCGGAGCAUCAGCCCCAGCCUCGACCCCCGCGCAAGGGUCGGGUGCGGGAGGCCCAGGCUGGGCGCCGGAGGCCUGGGCCGCGGGUCGGGUUGCCCCGCCUGAGUACCAUCAAGCUCCUCCGCCAGCGGGAGGCGCCAGUAUGGCCCGAGGACGCGGCCCAGACCCACGCAGAGCUCUUGCCCGCCAUCCCCAGCCCCGAGGUCGGGAUGGGCCUCCAGGACUGCCAGGGUAGGAAGGAGCACAAAGUCCGGGUGUGCCGGAAGAGGGUGGACCGCGGCUGUCCCAUGGUGACGCUGUCGGUGCAGAGCACGGCUGAGAGCAGGUUCGGCUUCCGCUUCCUCAGCUACCCGCCCAUCACCGCGGACACUCGCUGGCCGCUGUAG